Molecule: messenger RNA, 1086 nt
Organism: Prorocentrum cordatum
Lineage: Eukaryota; Dinophyceae; Prorocentrales; Prorocentraceae
Source: the annotation of a GenBank genome assembly
UAUCGGUCUUUCUCUCUGCUCUCUGCUUCUGGGGUCGCCCAAGAGUUAGUGCUGUCGCCCAGGGCUGAGGCCCUUGUGGCCCCUCAGCAGGCCGCUCGAGGCCCUCGCUGCCUCGGGUCCUCUGGAGGCAUCCCGCUUGGGAAGCUCCAGCCGUGCCCGAGCCGAUCCAGCCCCGAGGACUCCUUGUGCCCGGGGCCUCCCGCGUGCCCCUGCACCCACGCUUGCGCCGCUUGGCGGCCAGCCUGGUGCGACAACUGCAGAGCGGCUGCGCGAAGGAUGGACCCCUCGCCAGAGUGACCUUUGGUUCGCGGCCUUCGGGCUGCCUGGGACAAUACCCAGGCACACAGGCCGCCAUUGCUGCAUCGCGCAGCGAACGGCAUCUGCGCACCAACGGUCGCUCUUGUCUAGGGUCGCUCGCGUGCAGCCGAUCCGCCUGUACCCUGCCUGGCUGCUCCGCCUCCGACGCCAACGUGUGCGGCGACAACGAGUGGCCGCGGCGCCAUGAUGCGCGCAAAGAUUGCCACCAGAGCCGGGUCCAGCACGUCGUACCCGCAGCCGCGCGAGGGCAUCGACUGGCGUAGCCUCGGCUUCGGGCUGGCCACAAGGAGGCCCGUACUUCAACAAGCAUUACAACAACACGUAGCCUUACUACCUCUAUGGGACUCCAAGAUGAUUGUAGCCAACUGCAGCGCUGGCUCCAUGUGGGGAGAGCUCCGGUCCGAGCCCUAUGGCGUCAUCCCAUUAGAGCCGGCGGCUACUAUCCUGAACUACGGGCAGGGCAUUUUCGAGGGCAUCAAGGCGUACCGCACGGAGCGGGGCCGGAUCGUCCUCUUCAGGCCACAGAAGAACGGGAAGCGGAUGGCCGACGGUGCCCGGCGGAUGCUGAUGCCGCCGCUGCCCCCGAGUCUGUUCUUGCAGGCUUGCAGCAAGGCCGUGACCGAAAACGCCGACCUGGUGCCCCCGUGCGGCCAGGGGGCCCUGUACCUGCGGCCGCUGCUGUUCGGGAGCGGGGCCGACCUGGGCGUGAAGCCCAGCUCGCAGUACGUGUUCUGCGUCUUUGUGCCCGGGGGGUCCGGGGUCCGCUGA